Terrapene triunguis (Three-toed box turtle) is the source of this 1074-nucleotide messenger RNA. Its product is annotated as bone morphogenetic protein 2-like. Gene Ontology annotation, molecular function: cytokine activity; growth factor activity. Lineage: Eukaryota; Metazoa; Chordata; Testudines; Emydidae. Gene Ontology annotation, biological process: SMAD protein signal transduction; BMP signaling pathway. The record is from RefSeq and is a predicted model, not a curated record. Bases 1 to 1074 code for a protein of 357 amino acids. Gene Ontology annotation, cellular component: extracellular region. The transcript has 4 exons.
AUGAGCAUUGUUUCUCUGUUUUUAGGACUCAUCUGUGGAUUGCUGUUGAUGUUUUGUUCUCACUGCCCAGGGGCAGGGAAAUGCCAGCUUAUCUGGGGAACAGAUGAACAGUUAAGCAAGGCCAUCCUGGAAAUGCUACAUAUCAAUAAGUUAUCCAUACCUCUCAGGACCAAGCCUCACCACUACAUGAAGUUAGUCUAUCAUCUACGAACCCCACCAGCCUUAAACAGCGAAGGGACUCUUGUGCAGAGUUUCAGGAGCAUCCAAGAUCCAUAUUUUGGCAUUCCAGGAUGGCUGUGGUUUAAUAUUUCUUACCUGAAACCUUCCAUGAGGCUUGCAGAAUUAGUUCUUCUCAGGAAGACUCUACACCCAGAAUCGCUGACAGUAAAUGUUACUGUGCACAGCAUCUCCGUGGUCCAGGGAAAUAUCACAGAAAGCGAAGCCUUAGAUGAGAAAGUGCUGACGUUAGAUGAGCUACCACCAUCUGGUUAUGAUGUCUUUAACAUUUCAGCCAUUUUGAAUGAGACCACCUCAGAUGUAAUAGGCUUUCAGCUACGAUUCACGGACGACAGUGGCAGCUUGGUUCUCCAUGAAGCUCUGACUAAGAGCCUGUACUGUUUGAACAGAUGCACCCGGAGUGAGCCCUUACUGGUGGCUUAUCGCUUCCUGGUGACUGAGCUAUAUGGUGGAAGUAAACAGCAGGUCACUAGAGAAUGCCAACACUGCGGUACAGAGAGAAGGAGAAACUUGCCAGAAGAUUCCAGCCUACAACAGUGCAGCCUUCACCAACACUAUGUGAACUUUCAGACAAUGCAACUGAGCCACUGGAUUCUGGAGCCUCCUGGCUUCUUCACAAGUUUUUGCAAAGGAGAAUGCUCCGACGAAGAAUCUGGAGAGCUCUCUGAAGCACAGCGGGGUGUAAUAAAUAAAACAGAAAACAGGAUGAGUUCCCACUGUGUGCCCCAGAAGCGAUCCUCCAUUAAUGUGAUGUACUUAUCUCAUUCAGAAGAUCUUGUGAUUGAAAGGCUGAAGGAUCUGCGAGUAGAAAGUUGUGCAUGUAAUCAGAUGUUUUGA